Messenger RNA from Venustampulla echinocandica, 1644 nucleotides. RefSeq lists its product as uncharacterized. Lineage: Eukaryota; Fungi; Ascomycota; Leotiomycetes; Helotiales; Pleuroascaceae. The record is from RefSeq and is a predicted model, not a curated record. The transcript has a single exon. Bases 1 to 1644 code for a protein of 547 amino acids.
AUGCCCGGGUCGAAAUUCCCUUUGUCGUCAGGCGAUAAACUUUCGGCAGCCCCAGCGGCCAUUCGGCACAGGCGCCAGCGUGGUGGCUCAAAGACGAAUCGUAUCCAGGAAGCUACAUCGUCCAUUCAGAAUGGAGAACGUCAACUGCAAUCCAUGCUCUAUUCGAAUCAACCGCAUCAAGCAUCGGCUUUUGCCCAGCUCCCCCAAGGCAUCCCAUCCUCCGCCAAUUUUGGCGACGAUUUCUACAGAGUGGCUCAUGAUAUCAACAUCCAUGGUGAUGGUGUACCGCCUGAGCCUGUGCCCCGAAAGCCGAAGAAUGCGCCAAGGCAACCGAAAGAAAGUACGGCCUACGAUCCCGGAAUUGCUAGCGGCUGUUUGGAGUUUGUAUGGACCACCUUGACCCGGAUCCGUCGUCAAUUGUUGCAUCCGGCCUCGCGACUGCUUGUUUGGGGCCUACGCCAUUGUUGGCCCAUCUUACUCAUGCUUGUCGUUAUUGCGGUAUUAUUGGUAUUUAGUAUAUGGCAUCUCUGUCUACCCCCCUGGGUCUCACAGUUCUGGACAGUCUGCCAUCUCAAUCAACGCAACCCUCUGUGCUCGACUUACAAUCCGAUUGUAACGCAACUUCAUUUUUGCGCUCCCGCUCCCGCUCACUAUGUUAUCGACCCAGACGCUUUCCUACUGCCCUUGGAAGAUAUCCAUGAUCUUACCGGGGAUGACACUGAUGAUCGCACAAGGCACCUGCCAUUGGCCUUCGGCCAAUUGUUUUUCAAAAUUCAUGAAUACGCAAGCUAUGUAUCAUUCCACGACUUUGAAAACGCGUCAGCGCUGGUCUCUAAACUGACAGACUUGGCCGACACCACAAGCGAAGUACGGGAGGAUAUUGUGGGUUGGCUCUUCUUGGUACGUUAUAGUCGAAGAGAGAUGUCGUUCGAGACGUUAAGCAUGAUGGAAAUUCUACAAAAGGAAUAUCUCGCGUAUUCAUGUGGGUAUAUCCGCUGGUAUAUCCUCGCCUAUUUUUGGACAUACAAGCCAACUGUUACGACUGAGCAGCUCACGCUCUGGAUCAACCAUAUGACUUCCCUUUACAACCUUGCGGGGGAAGUACGAUCAGGAGGGGGAGAAUUGACGAAGAAGCUGGACAACCUUGAGAACGACUUCGUUAGCAUUUCUAAGAGUACGGUUAAGGAGAUUGAGAGGAGGAGAAGGUCCUUGCGGCACGAGAAAAGAAAAAGCUGGUUCACUCGUAAUACGGCCGAGAUCGCAGAGAUCGAAAGUGUGCUUGACGAUAUUGCCAUCUGGAAAGGGAUAUCCGACACUGUACUUCAUGAGUGUACCCAGACGAGAGAUAUAGCCCGUGGGAUCCAGAAGCGGAUAGAAAUACUCACACCCCAACUCCUGGAUGCUAGAACUUGGCUAAACGCUCAUAAGAGCAAUGUCUUGGAAAUUGAUGGCAUGACAUUGAAGGAUAUGCUGGAAGCAUUGAUGAAAGAAGUCCGCUUUUUGAUAGCUUCUGAAAUCGAAGUAACUAAAAAAAGCAGGAAGAAUCACCAAACAACCCGGAGCGGUGGAAGGGGAAGCUUAGAUGGGCACGGGUCUUUGCUUCUUAGUUGCGGUGGGUGUUGUAAUACAGGCGGCGAGGAUUGA